Molecule: messenger RNA, 931 nt
Organism: Xylaria bambusicola
Lineage: Eukaryota; Fungi; Ascomycota; Sordariomycetes; Xylariales; Xylariaceae
Product: defender against death DAD protein
Exons: 5
Coding region: 433-810 (125 amino acids)
Biological process (GO): protein N-linked glycosylation
Cellular component (GO): oligosaccharyltransferase complex; membrane
Source: RefSeq, a predicted model, not a curated record
CUUCAGCUUAUUUCAGCGAGUUCAAGACGCAAGGCUGAUUCGGAAUCACAUUGUGCAAAGGCCGAGGGAGAGCGGAGCUCCCUAAUGACGCUGACCAGCGGUCUUGUGUUCAAAAGGUACUUACCUAGGUAUUGGAAAAUUGUGGCUGAAGCUCUGGUGCACUAGCCACGUUCAAUGGAUAGUACCUAGGUAGCUUCGGGCAGGGGUCCUCUCCUCUGAUUCGUCACUCUCUCCCAAUCUGGAUUGUAGCUUUCGUGUCCCAUUCAUCUGUCCAUCUUACCAGGUAUUUGAUUGUGCAGGUUGAGCAGACAGCACCUCACCGUAGGAUCAAUUCAACAUUCUGCUAACCCCAAGUGACUGUUCCCACCACUCCUGACGAGAUAUUCAUUUGCGACCGGAAAUCGACUCUUUGAACAAUCCGUCACGGUCGCAAUGGCUCCCAAGAAGCCCACGACAGCCACAGGCGCAUCCGCCAGCCAGAUCGACAAGAUUGCUGGCAACAUCUUCCAGCACUAUCAGAAGACAACGCCGCAGCGCACAAUGCUGAUCGAUGCCUUCAUGGCUUUCCUCGUCAUCGUCGGCGGUCUCCAAUUCGUCUACUGUAUCUUGGCAGGAAACUAUCCCUUCAACGCUUUCCUCUCGGGCUUCUCUGCUACCGUCGGACAGUUCGUUCUCACAGCGUCCUUGCGCAUGCAAACUACCGAAGCCAAUAAGUCCGAAUUUCCAUCAGUAUCACCAGAGAGGGCAUUUGCAGAUUAUGUCGUCGGCAGCUUGAUCUUGCAUUUCUUCUGUAUCAACUUCAUAAACUGAGCAGCAACAAUAACAACACAAAUCACAAUACAAAUACGGCGCAAAAGGAUGGGUAUAUGCAUUGCUUGUUUCGACAUAUAUAUAGCUAAGCAAGCGAUGACUUUUCCAAAAAUUGAGACUA